CACGCGUCACAAACGAUAAAUACAAACGCCCAAACCAAAUCUGUCAGAUAAUCAUUCAUCCCCACAUUCACACUACCUCUUCAUCAAAUGGCACCUAAACCAGUCUCCACCGCCUCAAAGGCCCCUGCUUCCACUGCUGCCUCAAAGGCACCUGCAAAGACUACAGACAAGGCAAAGAAGGCUACAAAGACUUCUGCUGCUGCUGCUGCCGGGCCUGAUGGUGAAAAGAAGAAGCGUCGUAAAGUCCGCAAGGAGACCUACUCCAGUUACAUUUACAAGGUGUUGAGGCAGGUGCACCCUGAUACCGGUAUCUCCAACAAGGCAAUGGCCAUCUUGAACUCAUUUGUCAACGAUAUCUUCGAGCGCAUCGCAACGGAAGCAUCUAAACUCGCUGCUUACUCCAAAAAAUCGACAAUAUCUUCUCGGGAGAUUCAAACAUCUGUACGACUUAUUCUACCUGGUGAACUUGCCAAACACGCCAUCUCGGAAGGCACCAAGAGUGUCACCAAGUUCUCGAGCUCAUCAGCGAAGUAGGCUUAUACUUGAUUGUUCUACUGUUAUCUCGCUGGACAGCAUGCGCUGUUGUAUUGUAGAUGUACCAUUUACAUUAUUUUAAUCUACUCUUUCGAUUUGGAACUUGCCAAGUGCGCGAACUUUUCAAGUAAUCAAUAGUGAGCUCCAUGGCGAGCGUCCCUAGAAGUUACCACCGAUAUACAGUAUAUGCUUGGUGACAAAGU
Suillus plorans is the source of this 737-nucleotide messenger RNA. Its product is annotated as histone-fold-containing protein. The transcript has 4 exons. Gene Ontology annotation, biological process: nucleosome assembly. The record is from RefSeq and is a predicted model, not a curated record. The coding region runs from base 88 to 534 and encodes 148 amino acids. Gene Ontology annotation, cellular component: nucleosome. Gene Ontology annotation, molecular function: protein heterodimerization activity; DNA binding; structural constituent of chromatin. NCBI's taxonomy places the organism in Eukaryota, Fungi, Basidiomycota, Agaricomycetes, Boletales, Suillaceae.